Molecule: messenger RNA, 2118 nt
Organism: Seminavis robusta
Lineage: Eukaryota; Bacillariophyta; Bacillariophyceae; Naviculales; Naviculaceae
Source: the annotation of a GenBank genome assembly
CCUUAGUUAGACCCCCUUCGGUGGUGCGAAUAGUUGAAUCCCUAGCCAGAGUCCCGAACGGGCCUCCCCUUUACUAAAUGACCGGCUUGCCACAGCAGCGACAACAAGAGCAGCAUCCAACGCUGCUUUUCCCACCCUUUCAUUCUCGUUCUCAGACAACACUAACGAACGUAAAAGGGAAAAGGUUGCUUCAGCAGAGGGCAAGGAGCAUACCCAAAGCUGUUUGGGGGUUGUCGAGAACCCAAGGAAACUAUUAAUAUUCAAUCCACAGCUAGAAGACGCCUUGCUUACUCGUCACUCGCACAUCGACUGACGUUUGCUUCGCUCGCUUCCUUCGGCUCCUCGAGGUAUCACUCAACAACACUCACUCGAGAUCACACUUCAGCUCUCCAUUGCUAGCUAGUAGUUCCGUCGCCUAUUGAUUGAUUGAUUGAUUGAUUGGUUGGUUGAUCGACCCCCAAUAAACCAUGGAGAACCGAGCGAAAUCACGUGGAAAGUCACCACCUCGGGGAGAAUCGGAUGUGGAAUGGGUGCAGCAAGCGUUGGCGGGCUUACAACUUCCACGCAUGCCUCAGGCUCCCUUUCACCCAGAAAACCCAGAACAGUCGAGUUCCUCAACAAAUCCAACUAUCCGCAUUCUCUUGGUGUCUGAUAUCGAUCUUCCGUCGGCAUCAGCUUUGGCAGAGUACACCUUGCUGCAGAAUAAUCAAGUUUUUGAUGCCUCCCGCAUUGACUUGUGUAUUGCCUGUGGUCCCUUUUGCCGAGACGAAGACCUGUUGCCGUAUCUGAGAGGGAAGCAACGGAAACGAUUACAGGAUCUCUUGGAAGACGAGAGAAAGCGCAACAACAAACAGCAACUCAACGGGGGAAAUAGGACAUCGCCUGCUUGGUCUUCCGUCUUUUUCCGAUCCAGAGAAGAGACGGCUGCUUUGGAGGGGCUAGUCACUGCUGCCAUCUCCCAACUGGAGAGUAUUGUCUGUCGGGUCGUCUUUUGCCCUGGAAAUACAGACCCUCUCACAACCAGUACUAGCGCAGAAGACCUUCGCUUUACACCCAAUUCACGGAAUAUUCAUAGACAGUGGUUGCCUCUGGCGCCUGGUCUGGGAUGCGCUGGGUUGCUCUUUCUAGAUGCGCCAAAUGGGGUCCUGCAGAUGACUCCUCCUCGAGGACGGAGGUUGAACCAACCGCUUGACUAUGACAGCGACGAAGAAGUGGAUGGGGAACGGUAUAGUGACCACAAUUACUCGAAUAGGCACGGAGACAGAAAGACUAGAGGAAAGGGAAACACGUUACGAUUGACGAGAGUUCAUGGUAACGAUGGAAUGGGUUCGGACAACUACUUGCAGACGUUAGAACGCCUCAUUCAAAAUGCACCGAACCCUCAGCCAAACUACCCGUUUGGAACCAAACUUUCCCAAACAAUCCUUGUCACUCAUUACUUUCGACCGCCCGUCGAAGAACGGGAAGACGAUGGAUCCGAAGACAACAAUGUAUAUGGCCAGUACCGAAGCAGCGAAGAUGAAACAUACUAUGAUGUGAUGAAUGGCGGUGACGACAGGGUGGCUAACGUGAGCCAGGACUCGGGUGAUGACUGUAGCGACGACGACAAUGACAAUGACAACAACAACAACCAGAAAGGUUGCGACCAGGUGCCAAAACCCUGGCCGCCGGAUCAUUCCAAUUUUGUAGGCUCCUCCUUGGUGCAAGAACAUUUGGCCUUGGAGAUUGCUAGUGGCGGAGGUGUGUCACAACGACCUAAAGAGGUACAAAAGGGCAAUGUGCGAAUAGUGAUACCGGGUUCAUUGCGGGAGCGGGGAGAGUUUUGUUUGGUCGACAUGUCUCUGGUGGAGCAAGCGGUCAAGAAGAAUAUGACUACAGCAGCGUCGUCACCUCCCGCAAAGAAGAUAAAACCAACGUUUGCCUGGAGGGUAGGAAGUGUGGAGUUCCACAACAUGGAGCGGUUGCCCUAAUAGAAAUUAGCACUCUUCCUUGGUUAAAAACGAACACAAUCGUACCUGUGGCUCGUGUGUUUGCUUGGCACUAUGCUUUAGUCGCCGUUCGCUUGAACGGAGUGCCGUACCGGUACCGUAGUCUAGCCUGUACUACUUGUGGACCCAA